Messenger RNA from Anastrepha obliqua, 543 nucleotides. RefSeq lists its product as uncharacterized. The record is from RefSeq and is a predicted model, not a curated record. The transcript has 2 exons. NCBI's taxonomy places the organism in Eukaryota, Metazoa, Arthropoda, Insecta, Diptera, Tephritidae. Bases 1 to 543 code for a protein of 180 amino acids.
AUGCUGCAAAACCCAGAUAUUGCAAGAGGGUUUGUGAAAGAAAAUCGCCAGAAGGUGGCCGAAUUUUGGAAGCAGCUUACUUUGGCGUUAAAUAGCGUAGGCCCGCCUGUUAAGACUGAGUUUGAGUGGAAAAAGGUAUGGACUGACCAAAAACGCUACGUACGCAAGAAGGCUUCACACAACAAAAUGCAUGAAAGAGGAACAGGAGGUGAACCCAAUAGAACACAGACUUCUUCGAGCACAGAAGAGGCAAUAUACAAACUGCUAGAUAUUAAAGAAUCUGUUGAUGGCAUUGAAACUUCCCAAUGCUAUGGUUUGUCUGCAAAAAAAGCAAGGGUCAAUCCUAAUACGGAUGACUUGUCAGAAAUUGUUGUUUUGGAUGAAGAAGAUCCUGGUAGUAGCGCGCGGGUUAGUGAACCUCCUGUUCCUCAGCAUGAAAGCGAAUAUUCACCAAAGAGCAGCAAGCAGCCAAACAGUGCAACGAAGUCCAAAAAGCAAACAAGUAGUGAAUUGGUCAUAAAAGAGCUGGAAAUACAACAAUAA